This is a messenger RNA of Plasmodium vivax (malaria parasite P. vivax), 2221 nucleotides long. RefSeq lists its product as hypothetical. The record is from RefSeq and is a predicted model, not a curated record. Gene Ontology annotation, molecular function: protein binding. Gene Ontology annotation, cellular component: nucleus. The coding region runs from base 668 to 2221 and encodes 517 amino acids. Lineage: Eukaryota; Apicomplexa; Aconoidasida; Haemosporida; Plasmodiidae. The transcript has a single exon.
GCGAAUUUCUGAGUAAGCGGUAGUACGUACAUGACAUAUAUGGAUGGCCAAGCCGAAGUGCCAAAUUGAGAGUUCGCGAAGUUCCUGUCCCUGGAGGAGCACCUCCUCAUAUACGCAUAUGCCUGUAAUGUAAAAGCAUUUUAAUCAUUGCAAUCUUUUAUGUAUCUGGCGCCUUUUUUUUUUUUUUUCGUGACCCCUUUUUUUUGUGAUCAUUUCUUUGCAAAUUAGCAAGCAUAAAAUUACGAAAGGAGUGGCUUCUCUUCGGGUCUCUUCCCUUCUCUGCUGUACUGUGCUGUUCUCUUUUUUUUUUUUCCAACGAGAGCGCCCGUCGCAACACAGGGAUUACAUGCCGCGGCCGCGAGUGGCUACUCCGGAAAGAGCUGGUACGAUGCAGAGUUCGAGCUGAUGUCAGCUUCGCCCCUCCCCCCGUGAGCAACUGCGAAGGUAGGCCAAGUGAAGCGCGCCGCAGGUUUAUUUGCAGUGCCACAGCGUCGGGGGAAGCGGCGUGGGUAACAGCGUGGGUAACAGAGUGGGACUUCAAGAGUCUGCAUCGUAGGGAGCACCGCUCAGAGAGCACCAUACCGGCAAGAUUGCUUCCCUCCCCCCGCGCACACAGACGGAGGUACAAAUAACCACAAAGGAGUGAAGCAUAAAGGCCGCCCCCACCAUGCCCGCAUCGCCGAGUCAAAUGUACAAAGUGGACUACAAGGAGGAUAAGGGGAAGUGCGUAGUGGCAGUGAGUCAAAUGCGAGCGGGGUACUGCAUCGUGGAGGCCCACCCAGAAAUAUUCGUCCCCCUAAGUGUGAAGUACAUGGCCCCUAGAGUCAUCGAUACGGAAAAUAAAAAAACAGAUUACAAAACGGUGAACCUCUGUUUUUACUGCUUUGAAAAAUUUAGCAAAAGCUUCUAUUGCCCCAACUGCAAAUAUGUAGUGUACUGUAGUGAGGUGUGUCUAGAACGGGGUUGGAAAUUGCAUAGAGACGAAUGUGAAGUAUUUAAGUCAAAUAUUUUUGAUAAGUUCUGCCCAUCCAUCAUCAUGCGCAUGGUAAUUAACAGCUACCUAAGUCACUUUAACUUUUACGAAUACUGUGGAAGUGUGGCAGAUUUGCCAAAGGAAAAAUAUGAGUACUUUAAGUACCCAGCAUACAUAGUAGCAGUAGCACUGAUGAGCAAAAAAAAAAAAAUUUUUGCCAAUUUUGAAGAUAAUGAAAGUAUACUGAGGAAUAUCAUCGAGAAGUUUAUAAAAAUUUCUAAAAACACUUUGCAGAUAAUUGAUAAUGAGUUAGAACCAGCAGGAUUGGGAUUCUACAAGAAACCAGUGCCCUAUUUUAACCACUCAUGUUUAAGUAACUGUGUGACUAUAUUUAAAAACCAAAAGUUGUUCAUUCGAACGUUGAUGGAUGUAUAUCCUGGAGAAGAGCUAACCAUCAGCUACGUCGAUAUAGCAUUUGAUAAAAAUACGAGACUAGCCAUUUGCAUGGACCAGUAUUUUUUUACCUGCACAUGUAAGCUAUGUAAAGUGAACGUCGUUUCUGAAUGUCAAAAUGUUUUUAAUACAGAGUUUGUGUGUACCCAAUCGGAGAGUUGUAAAAAAUAUGUUAACCAUAUGGAGCUAAUUUUGAUAUCCGAAUUGGAAAGAAAAAGCUGUUAUGUAAAUAAAAGUCAAUUUAAAAAUUCCUAUCCUGUUUUGAAAAAAGCAAACGAACAACAUGUGUGGAAAUGCUCCAUUUGUAAAAACGAAGUGCAUGAUAAUGUUAUAAAAAGUUUGCUCGAAAAGGAAAAAGAAACUGUCAAAGAGACAGCCCAUUUGGAGUCCCUCUUCAAUGAAAAAUACACCUACGAUAAUAAGUCCGUUUUACAAUCACUUAAUAAAAUAAAGUCCAAAAUUGACUACCUCACCACCUUUUACCAUCAUACUAGAUAUUCCCUACAAAAGAUGAGAGCAAAAAUUCUGUACAUUUCUAUACAGCUUCAAGAAUUUAAGUUAGCAUACAACAUUGCUAAUCAGUACCUCAAAUCGAUAGAAGUUUCUUAUGGGAAAUAUUCCCCCAUUUAUGGCUACUAUAUUUUCCUAACUGGGAAACUUGCCCUCUUCCUGGACCUCAAGUCGGAGGGCCUCAGUUUAAUUCACAAGGCCAAAAAGAAUAUUAUUAAAACGUAUGGACCGGACUCUCCCAUUUAUAAAGAUCUGGAGAAGUUCCUCUACACCAAUAAGUACUGA